AUCCCUCUGAUCCCUCCUGGGCAGUGUCUGUCUGCAGAUUCUGAGCGUCUGGAGUGGACCCUUGAACCUUAGCACUUGCUGGCAUCUCACCCUUCGGAGAGAUGUCUGUCACUUACGACGAUUCCGUUGGAGUGGAAGUGUGCAGUGACAGCUUCUGGGAGGUCGGGAACUACAAGCGAACUGUGAAGAGGAUCGACGAUGGCCACCGCCUGUGCAGUGACCUCAUGAACUGCCUCCAUGAGCGCGCUCGCAUCGAGAAGGCAUACGCGCAGCAGCUCACCGAAUGGGCCCGGCGCUGGAGGCAGCUUGUGGAGAAGGGGCCGCAGUAUGGGACUGUGGAGAAGGCCUGGGUGUCCCUCACAUCCGAGGCAGAGAGAGUCAGCGAGCUGCACCUGGAGGUAAAGGCCUCGCUCAUGAAUGAAGACUUUGAGAAGAUUAAGAAUUGGCAGAAGGAAGCCUUUCACAAGCAGAUGAUGGGAGGCUUCAAGGAGACCAAGGAAGCAGAGGACAGCUUCCGCAAAGCCCAGAAGCCCUGGGCCAAGAAGCUGAAAGAGGUAGAAGCAGCGAAGAAAGCCUACCACGCAGCCUGCAAAGAAGAGAAGAUGGCCAUCUCCCGAGAAGCCAACAGCAAGUCAGACCCGUCACUCAACCCAGAACAGCUCAAGAAACUUCAAGACAAAAUAGAGAAAUGCAAGCAAGAUGUUCUGAAGACCAAGGACAAGUACGAGAAGGCCCUGAAGGAGCUGGACCAGGCCACGCCCCAGUACAUGGAGAACAUGGAGCAGGUAUUCGAGCAGUGCCAGCAGUUUGAAGAGAAGCGGCUGCGCUUCUUCCGGGAGGUUCUCCUGGAGGUUCAGAAGCACCUGGACCUGUCAAACUCGGCCAGCUACAAAACCAUUUACCGCGACUUGGAACAGAGCAUCAAAGCGGCUGAUGCAGUGGAGGACCUGAGGUGGUUCCGAGCCAAUCACGGGCCAGGCAUGGCCAUGAACUGGCCGCAGUUCGAGGAGUGGUCCGCGGAUCUGAAUCGAACUCUGAGCCGGAGAGAGAAGAAGAAGGCUGCUGACGGGGUGACCCUGACAGGCAUCAGCCAGACAGGUGACCAGGCUGUGCCGAACAAGGCCGGCAGCAACCUUAAUGUCCCGAGCAACCCCGCCCAGCCUGCCCAGUCACAGUCCAGCUACAACCCCUUCGAAGACGAGGACGACACGGGCAGCACCGUCAGCGAGAAGGAGGACAUUAAGACCAAAAAUGUGAGCAGCUAUGAGAAGACCCAGAGCUACCCCACUGACUGGUCCGACGAUGAGUCCAACAACCCCUUCUCCUCCACGGAUGCCAACGGCGACUCCAACCCGUUUGAUGAAGACACUGCCUCGGGGACAGAAGUGCGGGUCCGGGCCCUGUACGACUACGAGGGGCAGGAGCAUGAUGAGCUGAGCUUCAAGGCCGGCGAUGAGCUGACCAAGAUAGAAGAUGAGGACGAGCAGGGCUGGUGCAAGGGACGCUUGGACAGUGGGCAGGUCGGCCUGUACCCCGCCAACUAUGUGGAGGCCAUCCAGUGACAGGCCAUGGGCAGGCUGGCCCCGGAGCUCCGUUAGCCUCACCCAGGCAGCGGUGGUCCCUGCAGCCCUGGGGCAUCUGCUCUACCUGCACAAGACUCUGGCCCCCUUGAGCUUGCUUCCGGGUGUGCUUGGAAGGCAGAGGAGCUGGUCAUCGCGCCUGGGACUCAGCCCUUUCCAAGUGCAUCCGGGAGCUCUGCGUGGGAAGACAGUGGGGGAGAGGAGCCGGCCCUCCGCUGCCCAGCUCUGCAGCACAGUCUGAGUGUUCCGACCUCACCUGCUCCUGGGUCGGUGUGGGUGGAGCUCGCUCUUCUUCUGCUGAUUAUUGUCUCCCACCAGUCUCAUCCCUGCUAGUUAAGUAAACAAACUAUAUGCCAUUUCCUGAGUGAAGAUUUUGAAGAUUUUAAUUUAAAGGCUAUGUACAGUUACACUUUUUUACACACCUGCUCUGCCAUCCUCUGUACAUAAGUUAUGGCACAGAUGGCUCUGAACCAGUCUCUGGGACGUGAUCGCUCUGUUUGCAGCUUGCUGUUCUUCAGCCUGGCCGCUGCCUGGGGCAGGUGGGAGGGCCACAGGUCCUGUAGACAGGCGACGCCCAAGGCGAGUGGAGUGCAGAACGUGGGGUGCACCGCGGAGGGGUUUCGAUGAUGAACGUGACCUGCGGAGGAAACCUCACACAGGACUCCCCAAGACGCCACCGCCAAAAUGAGUGUCACUCUAUUCCUGCUUAAAACUCAACUUUCUUGCACAUUCACUAUUUUAUCAGCGAUUUCAAAGGUUAAAUAAGGCUAACUUUUCUGUGAUUAAGAUGCUCUAUAUCAAGCUCUUGUGUCUUGGUGUAUAUCUGUAUAUAUUAUUUGCUAUUCAGAGAACCUAAACAGUGAGAUUUAAGGCCUCUGACCCUGUGGAGAUCUGUAAAAUGCCGUCUUCGCUGCCACCAGUGUUCCUCAUGAGCAGAUAGAGGCUGCUUGUGGACAGCAGCAAGUCUCACCGAGCACCCUCAGUCCUCACAGGCAGGUGUGCAACAGGACGACCCUGAAGGGCCCAGGUUGGGAAGGGCAUGCACCGUGUUAGCUGGGACAGUGGUGUCCUCCGCCCCUGUCACAGACACUCUGCUUUCUACCCAGCGCCUGCAGGGAGCACCUCUCUUGCUUGAAAGUGCGUGAGUCAGGGACUGUCAUGAGAAUUCCCAGCAGAAGCCCCCAGUCCUAUGCUACAGAUCUACCGACAGUUGUCACAUCUUUUAAGUUAAUAGUUCCUUUAAAUGUAUGGCAUCUUUGAACAGAAUCAAUAAACAGUCGAUCUCAGGUGUG
Messenger RNA from Chinchilla lanigera (long-tailed chinchilla), 2872 nucleotides. It is a transcript of the gene Pacsin2, whose product is annotated as protein kinase C and casein kinase substrate in neurons 2. Gene Ontology annotation, biological process: plasma membrane tubulation; regulation of endocytosis; caveola assembly. The transcript is spliced from 11 exons. The record is from RefSeq and is a predicted model, not a curated record. Gene Ontology annotation, cellular component: endosome; cytoplasm; plasma membrane. NCBI's taxonomy places the organism in Eukaryota, Metazoa, Chordata, Mammalia, Rodentia, Chinchillidae. The coding region runs from base 102 to 1562 and encodes 486 amino acids. Gene Ontology annotation, molecular function: protein binding; phospholipid binding.